This is a messenger RNA of Planococcus citri (citrus mealybug), 1891 nucleotides long. RefSeq names its product dynein axonemal heavy chain 12-like. Gene Ontology annotation, molecular function: minus-end-directed microtubule motor activity; dynein intermediate chain binding; dynein light intermediate chain binding. Bases 510 to 1028 code for a protein of 172 amino acids. Gene Ontology annotation, biological process: microtubule-based movement. NCBI's taxonomy places the organism in Eukaryota, Metazoa, Arthropoda, Insecta, Hemiptera, Pseudococcidae. The transcript is spliced from 3 exons. Gene Ontology annotation, cellular component: dynein complex. The record is from RefSeq and is a predicted model, not a curated record.
AGGAUUCGUCCCUCCGCGCAAAAAUUUUCCACCUUAUAUUGGGUGGGGAUGACCUAGGAAUCUGAAAUUUGGAUAUGUUGUUCACAAUGGCGAUACUCACCAAUGGUUAUGAAUUUGGACCAUUUUCAUUGAUUUGAGGCCAAAUUAUGCUUCUCCAAAAAAAUGACCUUUCUGUAAUUUUCAACUUUGACCCUCCAAACUGCAGGGGUCAAUUCUAGCUCCCAAGAGAACCUCACUCCCCAAGUUUGACUUUAUUUGAUCAAUUAGAACAGGCUCCAGGUCAUAAAACGUAAAAAUCACCAUUGUGCUGAAACUUAUAAAUCAAAAACUGCUGGCCGGCCUAUCGCAAAUAGUCCAUUUUUUACAAAAAUUUGGCUAAAAAAUAUUCUUGUAAAUUGAUCAAAAUAAAAUCGUUUCAAAUUGAGUGAAAAAAAUAAAUACUUACAUAUAAUAAUGACAACAUCCAAAGUGCAGCUGGUAUCAAUAGACAGUAGACACCAUUUCAUCUGAUGGAGCUAAUUGGGUAUUCUGAUCCUUUAGGAGUUUAUGGACCUCCUUUGGGAAUGCGUUACGUUCUCUUCAUCGACGACGUGAAUACCUCAACUCGAAAUAAAUACGGAGUAUUUUCAUCCAUUGAAUUACUACGCCAUUGCAUAGAAUAUAAUCAAUGGUAUAAUACAGAAACAGCAACUCCGGUUCAAUUAGUCGAUUUACAAUUGAUUUGUUCAUUUACUACGAAACAUGAUGUGGAUAGUUAUCCAUCGUAUGCCAGAUUCUGUCGUCAUUUUAAUUUCAUUUCGAAUGAUUUAUUCGACGAUGAAACAUUGAAGUCUAUUUUUAGUAAAAUAAUGCUGUGGCAUUUGGAUACGAGAGGAUUCAGCAAAGAAUUUGAUCCAUGCAUUGAUCAAAUUGUCGAUGCGACUUUAGCCAUUCAUCGUCUAGUUCAGAAUAAUCUGUUGCCUUUGCCUGAUAAAUCUCACUAUAUAUUUAAUUUGAGGGACUUCUCCAGAAUUGUUCAAGUAAUCUGAUUUGAUUUUUUCAGUCGCACGUAGCUUUAAGUUAUAAUCUUUGUAUGGGUUACACGUAUUAUUCGUAGAAUCGCUAUCUUCUGUAUAACUGCUUACCUUAGUUAUUUGCUUGAUCCGGGCUAUUAUCAGGAAUUUCCAGAGUUCUUUUUUUGCAAAUGUAUUGUGGUUCAUCGGCAAUUUUUCAAAAGAACCAUUAAAAUUAAUCAGCUAGGUGAUAAUUUGGCUUUAAAGAUAUAUUACAUAAAUAAUUUACUACAUACUUACAUCGGUGUUGAAAAUUCCCCCAUAAGUACUCCGUACGACCACACGUCAGAUUCCAAAGUGAACAUUUGACUUAUUAAUAUUUUAGUACGUAAACCUAGAGCAUUUGCCCUAUAUAAAUAUUAUAAACGCUAAUUUAGGAUAAGGGACACAUUUUGCAUAAUAACAAUCAAGUCAAAAGUGACUGUUUUACAAUACUUUUUAUUUCCUAAACAAAUUAAUACUUAUUUUAUAAUGUUUUCCAUAAUUUAACCAAUUGGUCGGAUCCUUGUGUUCAACGAAUUAGUCUCAUUCGAGAUGAAGAGGUGCGAUUUUUGAGUUUUUUGAAAUACCUUUCAUCGUAUGAGAAGUGCAUACUUACUUGAGCCAUGCAAAUUCUUGAUUUUGAAAAUUUUGCAUCAUUAACAGUUUUUUUUAACUGGUUAAAAAGUAGGUUUUGUGUAAUUUGCAUUCAAAUGCGUAUCUAAUUAACGAGAGCAUUCACUUGCCGUUCUAGGAAAAGGGCUAGAGUAAGGGCUAGGCCAUUUCUGAAUCAUCGUUGUGAAUUUUUUCAAAUUUGAGAAAAAAAUAUUGCUAAAUUUAAUUCAAAAUGUGAAAAGUUA